AGUAAAUUAUAAUAUUUAUUAAAAUUAUCUUGUGUGUGUUUAAAAUACAUAAUUAUAAAUACAUUAUACACAUUUCUGAAAGAUAUAACGAUAAAGAAUUGAAAAAUAGGAUAGUCUAAAUACUUGUAAAGAUAAAAAAAAAAAAUUGAGGCUAAGUUCUACAGGCAAGUAGAGGCUAAGUUUCAAAACGUACAUGUUAUAAAAUGGUAGAAGUAAAAGCGAAACAUACACUUCAUAGUGGCAUUUUUCAUCCUGUUUUACGACAAUGGCAAUCACCAAAUGUAGAAAUUACAGUUAACAAUCUUAUGUAUCCAAUUUUUGUCUUAGACGAACAAAAUGCUAAGGAGGCAAUUGCUAGUAUGCCAGGUGUUUAUCGAUAUGGUAUCAAUGAAUUACGAAAAGCAUUGUUGCCAUUGGUUUCAAAGGGUCUACAAUCAAUAUUAUUGUUCGGAGUAUCGAAACACUUGAAGAAGGAUCACAUUGGAAGUAAUGCAGACAGUUCACAGAAUCCUAUUAUUCAAGCUGUACCUUUAAUAAGACACUGGUUCCCAAAUUUAUUAAUAGCAUGCGAUGUUUGUUUGUGUCCUUAUACUAUUCAUGGACAUUGUGGAAUUUUAAAUGAAGAUGGAAGCAUAAAUAACAAAGCUAGCAUUGCACGUAUUUCUGAAAUUGCUCUUGCAUAUGCAAAAGCUGGAGUACAGAUUGUGGCACCAUCCGAUAUGAUGGAUGGAAGGAUCGGUGCAAUUAAAAACAUAUUAGCAGCAGCUGGAUUAAUUAAUAAAGUUGCAGUUUUAUCAUAUUCAGUGAAAUUUGCAUCAGGAUUUUAUGGACCUUUUAGAGAUGCUUCUGAUUCUGCUCCAAAGUUUGGAGAUAGAAAAUGUUAUCAAUUACCUCCAGGAAGUAAUGGAUUAGCCGCAAGAGCAGCUGCUAGAGAUGUGUCCGAAGGAGCUGAUAUGCUUAUGGUAAAACCAGGUCUAGCUUACUUGGAUAUUGUUAGACAUACGAAGGAUGCGCAUCCAGAAUAUCCAAUGUUUGUAUAUCAAGUAUCAGGAGAAUAUGCCAUGUUGUAUCAUGGUGCUCAAAAUGGUGCAAUUAACUUGGAAAAUGUUUUAAACGAAGUUCUUCUAUCAAUGAGAAGAGCUGGAGCUGAUUGCUUGUUAGUAGCCUAUGCUUCUGCGAAAGAAGAGAAGGCAAAGGAGGAUAUUGGAACUGUGAUUGGAAUUGAUUUGGGAACUACAUAUUCUUGCGUUGGAGUGUACAAAAAUGGAAGGGCAGAAAUAAUAGCCAAUGAUCAAGGAAAUAGAAUUACUCCUUCGUACGUGGCUUUUACUUCUGACGGUGAACGUUUGAUCGGAGAUGCUGCCAAAAAUCAGUUAACAACAAAUCCAGAAAAUACAGUUUUUGAUGCCAAAAGAUUGAUUGGUAGAGAAUGGUCAGAUCCUACAGUACAACACGAUAUCAAGUUCUUUCCAUUCAAAGUUAUAGAAAAGAACAACAAACCGCACAUAAGGGUAGCGGUCAAUGGGGAGGAAAAAAUAUUUGCACCCGAAGAAAUCUCGGCUAUGGUUCUUGGUAAAAUGAAGGAAACCGCAGAGGCAUAUUUGGGCAAAAAAGUUACUCAUGCUGUUGUUACUGUGCCAGCCUACUUUAAUGAUGCACAGAGACAAGCUACCAAAGAUGCAGGUACUAUUUCUGGACUUGUUGUUAUGAGAAUUAUUAAUGAGCCAACAGCUGCAGCAAUUGCUUAUGGUUUGGAUAAGAAAGACGGAGAAAAGAAUGUAUUGGUCUUUGAUCUGGGUGGUGGUACUUUUGACGUCAGUUUGCUUACCAUCGAUAAUGGGGUGUUUGAAGUUGUGGCAACAAAUGGUGACACACACUUGGGUGGCGAAGACUUUGAUCAGCGUGUGAUGGACCACUUCAUUAAGCUUUAUAAGAAGAAAAAAGGCAAGGAUAUUCGCAAAGAUAGCAGAGCUUUACAGAAAUUGCGACGUGAAGUUGAAAAAGCCAAGAGGGCACUCAGUGUUAGCCAUCAAGUGAGGAUUGAAAUCGAAUCCUUCUUCGAAGGCGAAGAUUUUUCGGAGACCUUGACGCGUGCGAAAUUCGAAGAAUUGAAUAUGGAUCUUUUCCGUAGUACCUUGAAACCAGUACAGAAAGUUUUAGAGGAUUCCGAUAUGAACAAAAAAGAUGUAGACGAGAUAGUACUUGUUGGAGGAUCGACUAGGAUUCCAAAAGUUCAACAACUUGUUAAAGAAUUUUUCGGUGGUAAAGAACCAUCCCGAGGUAUUAAUCCCGAUGAAGCUGUCGCAUAUGGUGCUGCAGUACAAGCAGGUGUUCUUUCUGGUGAGCAAGACACGGAUGCCAUUGUACUUCUUGAUGUCAACCCACUUACCAUGGGUAUCGAAACUGUUGGAGGUGUAAUGACUAAACUUAUUCCUAGAAAUACUGUCAUUCCGACGAAGAAGUCGCAAAUCUUCUCUACCGCGUCAGAUAACCAACAUACCGUUACGAUCCAAGUAUACGAAGGUGAACGUCCGAUGACAAAAGAUAACCAUCUUCUUGGUAAAUUUGAUCUUACCGGCAUUCCACCGGCACCCCGAGGAAUCCCGCAGAUUGAGGUCACCUUUGAAAUUGAUGCCAACGGUAUUCUACAAGUGUCCGCUGAAGACAAAGGAACUGGAAACCGCGAGAAAAUUGUUAUUACCAAUGAUCAAAAUCGGCUUACUCCUGACGAUAUCGAAAGGAUGAUCAAGGAUGCUGAGAAAUUCGCGGACGACGACAAGAAAUUGAAAGAACGAGUAGAAGCACGUAACGAACUCGAAUCGUAUGCUUAUUCUCUGAAGAAUCAAUUAGCUGAUAAAGAGAAACUUGGAUCAAAAGUCACCGAUGCAGAUAAAACAAAGAUGGAAGAAGCUAUCGAAGAAAAGAUAAAAUGGCUCGAAGAUAAUCCGGAUACGGACCCAGAAGAAUAUAAAAAGCAAAAGAAAGAGCUUACCGAUAUUGUUCAGCCCAUUAUUGCCAAAUUAUAUCAAGGUGCUGGUGGUGGAGUUCCACCUCCUAGUGGGGACGAUGACGAUUUAAAGGACGAACUUUAACUAUAAGAAAAAAGCAGUACUUGUAUUCGUCCUAAUAUAGACUGAAUUAACAACAGGCUCAUGCAAUUGCUGCAGAGAUUAAUACGUCGUUGAUACGUCGACUAUACAAGACUGAUCGACGAACGUUCGUUUAUUCAUUAAGUUACAUACAUCAGAACUAAACAAUACAACACGGCUGUAAAGGUCGCCCUGUGUAUUGUUCCGUAGUGUGUAUUUGUCGCAUAAGGUAACAGUCAUCUUGAUCUUGAAAUGAAUUUUAUGAAAUGGAAAGAAUUUUACUACUGGAAGUAGCUUUUCCAAUUUCCAGAGAAGAUUCUGCGCGUUAAUUUAUUUUAAUUAAUUGUUUUCUAUGUUCCAUUACAAGUAAUCGAAUAAGCAGUUGUAUAAUUCGCGUUACAGAUUUUCAGGCGUGGGUGCGAAUCAGAAUGAUUGUUUGUGCAAGUGUGCUUGACUUGCGCCUAUUAUUAUAUCUGUAGAAAAACUAUAUCGUACUGUGUACAAUAUAGCUGUUCUGUGUGAAUGAACGUCAUAUGUAUCAGCAUCACGGAAAUAAACAUUUUUUCAAUAAAUUAUACAUACCGUUGAA
Molecule: messenger RNA, 3678 nt
Organism: Osmia bicornis bicornis
Lineage: Eukaryota; Metazoa; Arthropoda; Insecta; Hymenoptera; Megachilidae
Gene: Hsc70-3
Product: endoplasmic reticulum chaperone BiP
Exons: 10
Coding region: 204-3092 (962 amino acids)
Biological process (GO): cellular response to unfolded protein; tetrapyrrole biosynthetic process; endoplasmic reticulum unfolded protein response
Cellular component (GO): endoplasmic reticulum chaperone complex; nucleus; cytoplasm
Molecular function (GO): ATP hydrolysis activity; ATP-dependent protein folding chaperone; ATP binding
Source: RefSeq, a predicted model, not a curated record